AUGCCGGGCUCGGCGCUAAAGACUAUACCCCUCACUUGGCCAUUCGCUGUUUGGGGCAUGGACAUGUUGGGGAAAUUCAAGGCAGCCCUCGGCGGGUACACUCAUCUCCUGGUUGCUGUGGAUAAAUUCACCAAAUGGGUGGAGGCAAAACCCAUCAAGAAGUGCGACAGCAAAACAGCCACCAAAUUCCUACGCGAGCUGAUCUACCGCUACGGCUACCCUCACGGCAUCAUCACGGAUAACGGCACUAACUUCGCUAAAGGGGAAAUGGCCGACUUCUACGAAGACAAAGGCAUCCGACUCGACCUCGCGUCAGUCGCACACCCCGAGUCGAAUGGGCAAGCAGAAAGGGCGAACCAGAGCAUCCUCCAUAGAAUCAAACCACGACUAGUGGUACCUAUGGAGCGUGCAGCCGGAUGCUGGGCAGAAGAACUCCCCUCCGUGCUCUGGGGCAUUCGCACAACACCAAACAGGUCGACCGGCUUCACGCCCUUCUUCCUGGUGUACGGCGCUGAAGCUGUCAUGCCCACAGACAUCGCCUACGAUUCGCCACGAGUCGCCAACUACGUCGAAGAAGAGAACGAACUACAAGAAGGGCAUGCACAAGCUUUCCCCCCCUGGGAAGGGCCAUUCGCCGUCAGCCGCGCACUCGGCAACGACUCCUACUACCUCACCGACGUUCGCAAAGACGACAAAGGCGAGCCACUCACCAGGGAAGUCGAGCGCCCCUGGAACAUCAACCUCCUCCGUCGAUUCUACACCUAG
Lolium perenne is the source of this 765-nucleotide messenger RNA. NCBI's taxonomy places the organism in Eukaryota, Viridiplantae, Streptophyta, Magnoliopsida, Poales, Poaceae. The record is from RefSeq and is a predicted model, not a curated record.